AUGGAGAAGACCACCACAACAGACCUCUCUCUGAACUACACGACUUCUGGAUAUGCAGACUCUCAGGCAGUUAAGCAAUCUGAGUGCAUAACACAAAGUUAUAGUAUGUUGAUAAUUUCAGGGAUCUGUAUUGUUAUUUGCCUGUGCGGACUUGUGGGGAAUAUGGUGGUCGUGUGGUUCCUGGGCUUCCACAUGAAGAAGAGCCCCUUCACUGUCUACGUCCUAAACCUGGCCAUCGCUGACUUCUCUCUGCUCCUCUUCCUUCUUGUUAAACUUAUAUUACACUUUAUUUCAACAGUUUAUUGUAUUUUCUCAUCUCAAUAUCGUUUGACCAAUUACAUCCUGAUGGAUCUGUUUCUGUUUUGGUAUUUUGCCAGCAUGUAUCUCCUGACAGCAAUGAGCAUGGAGAGGUGCCUGUCUGUUUUGUUCCCAAUCUGGUACCGGUGCCACCGCCCAAAGCACUUGUCAGGCAUCAUGUGUGGGGUGCUCUGGGCUUUUGCCGGGCUUUUUGUUACUUUGGUUUUCAUUAGUUGUUAUUUCCCUUUGAAUAUAGACUGUGUAAUGCUAUUACGAGGCGUAAGCAUUGUGAAUUUUCUCAUUUUCUCCUUAUUCCCAUUUCUUUCCAACCUUUCCCUGUUUAUCAAACUCCGAUGUGGCUCACAGAGAAGACACCCAGGAAAGCUCUAUGUUGCUGUCUUGCUCAGUUUGAUCUUCUUGUUCAUCUUUGGGUUUCCUUUCAGUGUGGUGAUUUUUAUUGAUCCUAUUUAUUUCAACCUGGUUUACCUGCAUAUUUCUUACCUGCUGGCGUCACUGAACAGCAGCAUCAACCCAUUCAUUUACUUCCUGGUGGGGAGCUGCCAGCGGCGGCGGUUCCAGAACUCUGCAAAAGUUGCCCUCCGCCGAGUGUUCGAAGAGAAAGCGACGAGCGAGGAGGGGAGCCGCGUGCCCGGGGACACUGCGGUGGAGACCACUCUAUAA
Molecule: messenger RNA, 978 nt
Organism: Nipponia nippon (crested ibis)
Lineage: Eukaryota; Metazoa; Chordata; Aves; Pelecaniformes; Threskiornithidae
Product: proto-oncogene Mas
Biological process (GO): G protein-coupled receptor signaling pathway
Cellular component (GO): plasma membrane
Molecular function (GO): G protein-coupled receptor activity
Source: RefSeq, a predicted model, not a curated record